CAAACAAACCUUUAGAUCUGAAAAUAUCAGCUAUCAAAUGGAAGAAAUCGGAAUAGUUAUCGUCGGCGGCGGAAUCGCUGGUCUCGCCACUUCCCUUGCUCUUCAUAGGAAAGGAAUAAAGAGUGUGGUGUUGGAGAGAGCAGAGAAAGUGAGAUCGGAAGGAGCUGGAAUCGGAACUCUCACUAAUGGUUGGAGGGCUCUUGAUCAACUUGGCGUCGGUGAUCGUCUUCGUCUAACUUCUCGUCUUAUUCACAAGGCACGGACCAUGUUGAUUGAAAAUGGAAAAAAACAAGAAUUUGUGUCAACCCUCGUAAACGAAGCUCGUUGUAUUAAAAGGAACGAUCUUGUUGAGGCCUUAGCCGAUGCUCUUCCGGAAGAAACCAUCCGGUUCGGUUCUCAAAUUGUUUCUAUUGAGGAAGACAAAACUACGUCGUUUCCGGUUGUUCACUUAACCAAUGGAAGUACCAUCAAAGCCAAGGUCUUGAUUGGAUGUGAUGGUGCCAAUUCUAUCGUCAGUGAUUAUUUGCAGUUACACCCGAAAAAGGCUUUUGCUUGUCGGGCGGUGAGAGGGUUUACUAAUUACCCAAACGGCCAUGGAUUUCCACAAGAGGUUCUAAGGAUAAAGCAAGGAAAUAUCUUAAUCGGAAGGCUUCCUUUGACCGAUAAUCUAGUAUUUUGGUUUCUGGUACAUAUGCAAGACAAUAACCACAACGGUAAAGAUCAAGAAUCGAUUGCGAAUUUGUGUCUUAAAUGGGCCGAGGACUUGUCUGAAGACUGGAAAGAAAUGGUGAAAAUAUGCGAUGUGGAGUCAUUAACACUCACACACUUAAGGUACCGUGCGCCGUCGGAAAUCAUGUUUGGGAAAUUUCGUCGUGGGACAGUGACUGUAGCCGGUGAUGCGAUGCAUGUGAUGGGUCCGUUCUUGGCACAAGGCGGCUCAGCGGCGCUAGAGGAUGCGGUUGUUUUAGCUAGAUGUCUAGCUAGGAAAGUGGGUCCGGACCACGGAGACUUGUUAAAGGAUUGUUCGAUGAAAAACAUUGAAGAAGCUAUUGAUGAGUAUGUGGAGGAACGUAGGAUGAGAUUACUCGGGCUUUCGGUGCAGACUUAUUUGACCGGACGUUUGCUACAAACGUCAUCAAAGGUUAUGAGGCUAAUGUUUAUAGCUUUGUUGUUGCUUUUGUUUGGUCGUGAUCAGAUUCGUCAUAGUAGAUACGAUUGUGGCCUUAUGGCGAAUCUAACUCUAGAGCUAAACAUCAACUCCGCAAGUAACCUUUUGAAUGUCAACCUCAUCACCAAAAUGAACGUUUUCGCUGCCAUCACCAUCAACGGCGAGAAUACCCGAAAGAAACAAAAGGCGAAAACCGCUGUUGAUCGCAAUGGUGGAUCUAACCCGACUUGGAAUCAAACCGUCAAAUUUUCCGUUAACGAGAGCUUAGCCCGUGACGGUCAUUCGACAAUUGUCAUGAGAUUAAUCUCUCGUCGAUUCUUAGGCAACAAAGAAAUCGGAAGAGUUAACAUCCCGUUACUUGAGCUUUUGAAUUCAAUCACACCAUCAAUUAACGGUGAUGGUAACGGUAACGAUCAGGAGAUGAAAUUAAUGACGUAUCAGGUGAGAACUUCGUCAGGUAAACGGUCAGGCUCUUUGUCUUUCUCGUACCGGUUUAAAACAAAUUUUCCAGUGGUCACUAACCGGAGUUCUGUACCACCAUCUCAAAUCGAGCAUCAACCUUCGGCUCCACCCGAAUUGCCGAUUGAGUUUCCUAAGCUGUCUCAGCCUCCGUAUCUUCGGAGACAUCCUUUCGCCGCAGGAUCUAGUGGUGAUCUUCUUCCAAUAUCCUAUGGUGCUGUAAUAACAGAGCAAACUGGUCAUGCUAACAAUUACGCGCCACCACCGAGACAAGGAUAUGGACCGUACGGUUAUGUGUCGUCGGGAUAUCGAUACGGAAGUCCAUCGUAUCAACAACGGAAGGAGAUAGGGCUUGGACUUGGAGUGGGAGCCGGGCUUUUGGGUGGACUAAUGGUGGGAGACAUUGUGUCUGAUGUUGCAAAUUGUUAUGAUCUUUGAAUUUUAUUUCAUUUUGUUUUCUCUAAACAAUUUCUUUCCCCUAUUUACAUGAACUUAUCAUAGGUAUGUUGUCUUCUAUUUCUUUUAAAACUUUUUUGUUGUAUUAAUCAAACAAAUAAUGGGAA
Molecule: messenger RNA, 2190 nt
Organism: Arabidopsis arenosa
Lineage: Eukaryota; Viridiplantae; Streptophyta; Magnoliopsida; Brassicales; Brassicaceae
Source: the annotation of a GenBank genome assembly